Messenger RNA from Ruditapes philippinarum (Manila clam), 3239 nucleotides. Its product is annotated as protein SLC31A2-like. Gene Ontology annotation, biological process: copper ion transmembrane transport. NCBI's taxonomy places the organism in Eukaryota, Metazoa, Mollusca, Bivalvia, Venerida, Veneridae. The transcript has 5 exons. Gene Ontology annotation, molecular function: copper ion transmembrane transporter activity. The record is from RefSeq and is a predicted model, not a curated record. Gene Ontology annotation, cellular component: membrane. The coding region runs from base 231 to 977 and encodes 248 amino acids.
UGUGAUAGUACAAAAUGUCUGCCUGAGUGUAAACUUUUUUGCUUCAGGCAAAAUAGGAAAAACAAAACAGUGAUUUACCAUUAAAUACAUAAGAGUAUAUAAUCACCUAUCAAAUAUGUUAAACUGAACUGGAUAUGUGCGGAUUUUAUGCAAGGAACACGAAUGAUCAACAUGAAUAAAUCGAUAAAAAGUGUGUGAAAAAUAACUUGACACUGUCACUGAACUCAACCAUGGCUUUCUAUUUCCAAUCCAGUGGAAUCAUUGGAAGUGAUGGCUUUUUGUUGCCAACUCUUGAAAUGAUGAAAAAUAUGUCAAUGCACAUGGGGGAAUACUUUUACUUCUCGAACACUGUGAAAAACUUUAUAUUUGAGGACCUACACUUCCAUGGCUCCGCUGGUGUGGUCUGUGUUUGUUUGAUAAUAUUUGCAUUCACCGUCAUGCUUGAAGGAACAAAGUCGCUCAUAUUUUAUCUCAACCUUCGGAAAACACAAAAUCCUCUCACAUACGGACGUACGGACACAUCUAUACAAUCAGAAAGGUCUCCACUAUUCUCUCCUUUAAUGAUUCCAUCGAGCGUGUCUGAAAUCAAGCAAAAAAGGAUAAAGUUCCAUGUAGGGAGUUACCUGUUGCAUAUGGUAGAUUUAAUGUUAGCAUACCUACUUAUGUUAGCUGUGAUGUCUUAUGAUGCAUAUAUUCUUAUAGCUGUGAUAUUUGGUUCUGGUGUGGGUUAUUUUAUUUUUGGUGCCGUCAACGCUAAAAAUAAAUUGAAAUUUCACGCCCUAAAAAUGGGUAUGUAUGACCUGUAUGACAGUCAAACGGGACUUACAAAUAGUCAAACAGGACUUACAAAUAGUCAAACGGGACUCAGAAAUAGUCAAACGGGACUUACAAACCAAAGCCAAUGCUCAAUAUCUAGCUCUACGACUUCAUCGAAAUAUGGUAGCAAUGGAGUUUCGUGUGCCAAUGGUAGCAGAUAGUGAUGUCACUCGUGGAAAUCUUAAAUAACCAUUGAUAAAACAUGCAUCAAAAUUGGUAUAACGAUUUUGAGAGCACAGUGCUUUGUUAAAUUGAGUGAAAUGCUAACUUUCACAAACAUUGAGAGUGAAAUGUGUGUAUGCAUUUAAUUGGAUGAAGUUUGUGUCGUCAAUUGAUUGAGCUUGGUUUGGGCUGUAAUUAAUGUAUGGUGUGAUGUACAGUUUAUGUACACUAAUAAAUUGUGUGACGUACAGUGUAUGUACACUAAUAAAUUAAUUACAUGUACUCUUAUUAAAUGAGACCUCUAUUGAUUAAAGUGUACUCUAAUUUAUUCAAGUGAUUUAUAUAUACUCUAUUAAAUUGAGAUAUCUGAUAAAUUACAGUGAAAAAAUAUACACUAAAGAAACGGAAAAUUGUGUGAGCUUUCAUAAAGUGUGACAUAAUUAUGUAAUCAGUUUGUUACAUUGUGUACAAGAAAAAACUGCAUAAAAUGUGUACACAGAAUAUACAGGAAAAAAUGUACUCUUUGAUGAUUGCGUAUUCUGAUCAACUUGGGGGAUUGUGUACACCAAAAUAACAAACUAUAAGAUAUGUACACUUGUAACAUGGAAAAAAUGUACUCUGAUAAUUAGAUUAUGUACACUAAUUAAUUGUGCAUUGUCUAUUUAACUUAAGUAUUGCAUGAAAUAUAUAUUAUAUAUUUAAUUUAUUUGAAUCAAAUGUGCUUUUAUAACAGCGUGAAAUAAUAAAUGAUAUUAUUAAGUGGCUAAUUGAACAAAUUUAUUUUCAAGAGAAUUAUUUUACUUUCUUUUAUAUACAUUUUUAGCUCACCUGUGCACCAGAUGUUCAUAGGUGAACUUUUAUGAUGGCAGUGUGUCCAUUGUUGGUUGUUAGUCAUUCUUUGUUAUCCACAAUUUCUUUGAAAAGCAUCUCCUCCAAAACCACUUGGUAGAUAUUGACCAAACUUCACAGGAUUAAUUCCUUAGACUUUAAAAUGAAAUCUUUAAAAAAAACGUAUCCUUAGAAACAAUAUAUGCCUAGAGCUAAGACUUUUGAUUUGUUACACUAAGUGUUACCUUCUGAUCCUCUACAAAAGUUAAAUAAAGAAUGAUCAAGUUACAGAAUUCAGAUACAGUAUAACCUCCAGAGCAGCCCCUUAUAAAGCAAUUACUUCUAGACAACAACAUCUAGACUUUUGCAGAGGUUAUACUUAAUAUUCAUGAAAGAAUAAAGCAAUAUACUAAUUAACAUUCCUUUAUGCAUAGUUAAAAGUGAAAAAAAAUUGGGAGAGAAAAAUCUUGCUUUAAACAAUCAAUAGUUUUGCUAUUUACAAGCUUUAACCAAUGUUGAAAUGUUUUUAAAAAACGACUUCCAGGAUUUGUUUAGAUUUACAGUUAAAAGCAAAUUUUGUGUGGAUGUGUGGUGGAGCUGUUAAUACAUCAGACUAGUAAUUUAAGUAUUGCUGACAGCAUGGGCUCAAACCCUGUCAGUUGCAAGCCGUUGUUUCCUGAGCAAGAAAUUUUACACUCAUUGCUUAGUACUUGUUAGUUUCAGGAACCGAUUCAAGAAGUGUUUCAAUAAGCUUAUAACAUCCUACACAAUCAACUUGCUAAAAUGAAUUUGUAUAAACCGAAAGCUAAUUUUUUCCUGUACUCCAUAGCAAGUCUUUGCCAACGCAAAUAUAAACAGGGAGCAUUCAUUGUUUUAAUUUAAUGUUUUUUUUUACAAUCCAUAUAAAACAACAUAUAUUAAAAGGCAAUUAUUAUUCAUUCUCAGGUAGACAAAUUACAUUUGUAAGAGGAAUAUAAACAACUAGACUGUUGAUCUACUUUAAUUCAGUUUUAUACAGUCAAGUAAUUGAUAUGUUACUACUAUAACAAGGGAAAGGAGGUUUUCAGUCAAAGUUAACGACUCUUAACGAGGCUUUUCAAGUAAUCUUAUUUGCAUAUUUGUGACAUAAAAAUCAAAUUUCAUGUAUUUAUUAAGCAAAAAAAAGAAAACCAAACCCUCAACAAUACUGCAUCAAAACAAAUGCUGUUUUUUGUAGAUAACAAUUCAUCAUGUUUGUAAACAAAAGGGAAAUGCAUCAUUUUAGGAUUGAAGUUCCGCGGAAACAACACUGUCUUAAAUCAGAUUGUUAAUUUAGUGAGGUAAGCCAGUUUUGCAAUAAAUGGCAUGCCUCUAGAUGAUUAGAAUAUAUCUUCAGAGAAAUAUAAUGUUUGUAUUUACAUUGAAAAGGUGUAAAUGUAUAUCUCAUUAGAUAU